This is a messenger RNA of Macroventuria anomochaeta, 1087 nucleotides long. RefSeq lists its product as uncharacterized. NCBI's taxonomy places the organism in Eukaryota, Fungi, Ascomycota, Dothideomycetes, Pleosporales, Didymellaceae. The record is from RefSeq and is a predicted model, not a curated record. The transcript is spliced from 2 exons. The coding region runs from base 182 to 880 and encodes 232 amino acids.
CACAAAUAAAACCGGCAAUCAUUUGCCAAGUACCAAUGGCCAGACCAAGACGCGACUACGCUGCAUCGGCUGCUGAUUCUGCCAGCUUUCCGCAUUUCAGCCAUUGGCGCCCUGUGCGGCUCAUCCUGUCUGCAAGAUGUGCUGGACAGCCGUGCGCCGCUAGCCUAACGACUGGAUAUCCAUGUCUCGACUUCUUACGACUACUCUACUUGCAUCAGUCGCAACAGCUCAAUUGACUACAUCCAUUUGGUUACCCGGAGCUGCGAAUGCGAACCAGAGUUUCGUUGCAUCGGUUGUCUCUCUGCAAGACGAUCGCACCACCCUCUCAUUGGCCUUCGACGGAGAUGCUAUCGAGACCGAAUACUAUGGAAACGGGCCCGACCUUGUGACCGUAGGUGGCACAACCUAUGUGGCUUACGAGGCAACCGCAACCGACGCAGGAAGUGACUUCGCAGUGACUGUGAAUCUUGCAUGCACACGGGAGAACGGCAAUGCGGUCCCAACUUGCACCGCGACCACACGAGACCGAGAAGCGGAGAACAGCAUCCUGGCAUCUCACUGCUCCUCCGUAACGGGUUCUUGCACCAGUCAAAUCGGCCCCAGCGACUUCCCACAGAGCACGGUGACUAUGAGCGGCGACGAGCAGUUUUUCUUGAACAACUACAAACUCGUCAUCACAGCUGGAACGGAGAAGCUCAGCGCUUCGGCGGCCGCUACACCUACCGGAAGUGAUGCACAGUCGACAGCUGCAUCGGGAACUUCCAGUGCUGGAAGCUCUGGCAGUUCUGGAGCCCCCCAGGCCACGGGCGCAGCUUCUCCGAUGCGUUCGAUAGCACCUGUUUUGGCGGGAAUGGGCGCUGCUGCAGCCUUCUUUGUCUAGGGUGGACCAGCCAGUGUACACCAAUAUUCUAUUUGUACGACUACGCUUUGCACAACACUUGCAGGUUUAAGACUGUAAUCAAUGUACGUUGGCAUGAGAAGAUACGUGGACAUUGUGUGAAACCCACUCGUUAUUUGUUCGUCCGCUUGCUUGUUCCAGAUCAAUACCCGUUUGUCUUUCACACACAUGUUCAAGCUGUCAAUGUCU